Grammomys surdaster is the source of this 3022-nucleotide messenger RNA. RefSeq names its product ring finger protein 223 (gene Rnf223). The record is from RefSeq and is a predicted model, not a curated record. NCBI's taxonomy places the organism in Eukaryota, Metazoa, Chordata, Mammalia, Rodentia, Muridae. Gene Ontology annotation, biological process: protein ubiquitination. Gene Ontology annotation, molecular function: ubiquitin protein ligase activity. The coding region runs from base 1796 to 2599 and encodes 267 amino acids. The transcript has 2 exons.
UUUGCCUCAGGAUAUUGACUGCUCACUGGGUAGCCUUGGUGAUCUCAGAGCUUGAAUAUUCCCAGGAGCUCUCUGAAGAUUGUUCCUAGAACAUCUGGGACUCCAGCUUCCUAAAGGCAGCAUGUGACACAGACUCAUACUCUACACAGAUGACUUGGGCUGGGCCUUCAGCAGCGUUCUCUCCUCAGCACCCUCAUACCCUCUACAAUCCUAGAUUACCCCCCCCCCCCUUCCCGAGGACUCCAUCUCCUUCAAUUCUUUACUUCUCUGGGCCCCAUUUUUGGUUCUUAGUACUCAUGGAAUUAGGUUCCUAGUACUUGUGGAAUUAGGCAGGGGACCCUCUAUCCUUCCAGAGCUCAGGCCUCCUCUUCUGAUAGGACAUUGUCCACAGGUUCCCAUGAUCACCCAUAUCUUAGCUUCAUUGAAAGUUGGCCUUGAGCAUAAGGAUAUCUAGAAGCAAAAUUGUGGCAGUUUCCAGAGAUCUGGACCAUUGGGUGGUCAUUGGGUACCUGCAGGUAGUUGAGUACCUAAGGCCAUCCACCUAAGAUGAGGUCCUCCUAGCAACAUACCCUCCCCACAGGCCUUUGUGUGAGCUCCCAUCUCAGAACUCUACAAUUCACUGUGCCAGAAAACAACUAAACAUCAGGGGUAGGGAAGAACCUGGACUGACCAAAGUAGGUGGGGAAAAAUCCACUGGGGUUAUUGAGUCUGGUCAAUAAGGAUAUCUCAGCCCAAUGGGCAUGAGGUAGACCAGGGGCUGUUUGUGUUACUGCCAACACUCCCAGUCCAGUCCAUUCCAGUGUGAUACUCCUUGCCCCAACCUUAGAUAUUACCAGCCCUUUAGACCAACAUUUUCUUCUGUGUUACCUGGUCAAAGCUUCUUGAGACCCCAUCUUUCCAAGCACAGAUGAAGACUAGAGGCUUUCUUCCUGAGGUAUAAAAUAAAUGGUACCCAAGCAGGUACCCACAAUCUAUUGUGACUGGGUCCCUAAUAUUAACUGACUCCAACAUCUAGGCUGUUUCCCAGGCCUGCCUAGCUCUGACCUUGUACCCCUGCUUCCUGGACUUCAGAACAAGGAGUCCCCCAAAGGCAGCAGGAUGCUGAAGCAGCAGCAGAUGGGAACCUUGCAUGAAACAACUGUGAGAAUAUAGGUGAGAUGGAAGAAGAAGGAACAGGACAUUGGUGGGCACAGAGAUGGGGCAGAAAGGAGCAAAUGGUUGUAUCUUAAAGUGGGCUAGACUCAGUGAAGAGACCCUGAGCAUGCUUUGGGAUCAGGUGGGCAUACUUACUUUCCAGAGAAGAGGGGUUUGAGUACCUGAGCAUCUAUGCUUAGUCUGGAAUCCUAAGACAAGAGGCCUGGCUCUAACCCUUCCUCUGGCUCUCCACCCAAUUCUGAGUCUGCCAGGGAAGAGAACAGCCAAUUGCAUCAGUUCAGAGCCACACCCCCCAGCCACCAUGUUCUGGAGGGUAUAAAUAAACCUGCUUCAAACCUCAUGGCCUGAGAAUUCACACCUGUCUCAGGCAGCCACCUCCUGGAUGAACACAGGCAUCAUACCUCCACUCCCACAUACACACAGAAGAGGUGUGGUGGCCAGACCAGUGCCACCGGAAGGCUGUCAGCUGCUAGCCUUUAGAGGAACACCUGCCAGGUAGAGCAGAGGCUGAGACGGACCUGAAAGAGGGGAAACCAGCUCUAGCCAAGAGCUGGUCAAUCUAGAGACACAGAGCUUUGCUGUGACCAGUGAAGAGGAUCAUGCCCAGGAACUGCUGACCCCAAGCUACCAGUUCAGAAUCAUGUCGUCAGGCCAGCGGCUAUGGCGUACAGCUCUGCCACCCUACCGCCAGAACAGCUCCACAGCCUCAGUGCCCAGGUCCCCUGGCUCAAGUGGCAGCCCCAAGUGCCCCAGUACUCCUGACUCAGGUGGCAGCCUCAAGUCCCCCAGUACUCCUGGCUCAGUGAAGGUGGCCUCUCCAUUGGAGUGUUCCAUCUGCUUCUCAGGCUAUGACAAUAUCUUCAAGACACCCAAAGAGCUUUCCUGUGCUCAUGUCUUCUGUCUUGAGUGCUUGGCUAGGCUGGCAGCUGCUCAGCCUGCAGGCCGUCCUGGCAGAGAAGCUGUGCCCUGCCCAUUCUGCCGACAGCCCACAACUGUGCCUGCUGCUGGGGCUCCUGCACUGCGCACCAGUCGUCAACUACAGGCAAAGAUGCCAGCGCACCUACAGAGAGAGGAGCCUGUGUGGCUUGAGGGCACCAAACUGUGUUGCCGCCCCUUGCCCACCACUUCUGGCCAAGAGGCCAGUGACUUUGUGUGUGUGGAUGUAGGCCUGAGCAAACCAUCUGAGCCCACCCUACCUGCACCUGUCCAAGACCCUGCACCCAACCCAGGUCGUCUGGCCCGCUGUUGGGCACGCUUUGGGGACUGGCGUCGUGUAGCACUGGUUUCUGUGCUGUUGCUGGUGCUAUUUUGUGUGAUACUCUGGCCUGUGCAGUGUGCACUCAAAACUGGAAAUCUGCGUUGCAUUAACCGGCCACCUGCAGCCACUGUCACCACCACUGUUACCACCGAUGCCCUCUCCCUUGAGCUCUUAGCCAACAGCUAGGGUUACCACUUGGGCUAGGCCAGCUAUUCCAACAGCUCUAUGGAUGGGUCUCUGACCCACUGAGAUCAAGAAUACAGCAACUUUUGAAGUUAGUUGGUCCCCCAGAAUCCCAUAUAGGACACAUGUGUCCUUUACUCUCCAGGACUAAGUGCCAGUGAGGAGCCAAUGAGGACAAAAGAGUCCUCAAAGCCUCUAAGAACUACAGGCUUCUAAACGCUCCAGAAAUUGCCCUGGGACCCUGUCAUACAAAUGGGGAAAGGAAUCCAGGGAUUUCUGGUCAGGUGCCUGGUCUUCCUGAACACAUUGAACUGCCAAAACAGGAGUUUGCCAUCCUUUCUUUCUUAAGACACUACUGGGGAUGCUGAGCAUCUGGUUCUCUAAGAGUGAAAAUGAAAAGGAAAGACACCUUCUGCCCCUGCCAUA